UAGAAAAUUGAAAAGUAUAACGUAAAUGGCGGCGUGUUGGCUUAGUGGAUUAUAAUUAUCGUUUUGUAAGAUUGUUAGUGCGGUACAUCAAUAUUUAGAUUGCUACUUUUCAGCGAUACAACGACUGCACAUCUUCAAUAGAUUAUUUCAUUGUAUAACUUGUCAGUGAAAAAUCAAGUUGUCACCACUUUUAUAGGGAGAAAAUUGAAAUAUGUCUUCAUACAGGCCACUUGACUCCAAAAGAGAAGAAUUCCGGAAAUAUCUGGAAAAAGCUGGAGCAAUGGAUGCUUUAACUAAAGUUUUAGUUAUGCUUUAUGAUGAACCAGAAAAACCUGCAGAUGCGCUGGAAUACAUAAGAAAACAUUUGGGUGAUAACAGACCUGAGGAUGUGGAAGUAGGUGUUCUCAAAACAGAUUUGGAAGCAGCCAUUACAAAAAUCCAGACUUUGGAAGGUGAGAUCCAAGUGUUGAAAGAAAGACUUGAAAAAUAUGAGCCAGAAGAAAAACAUGCUACGGAGGAGGAAGGUGGUGCACCAGUUGAACCUACAACUGAUGCCGAACCCUCCGCAGAGGAAGCUCCAGCUGAGCCAGCAUCGGCCACAGCAGAAGAACCGCCAGCUCAAUAAACAAUUUUUAAGUUCUAUUUCAAGAUUUUUUUACCAAAGUUGCUGUGAUACAGUAUGUACAAAUGACCUCUUAAUUAGAACCAUCCAGUUAAUCGUCCAAGCCAAUACUAUUUCAUAAUAUUGUGCCAUCCUUUACAAAUAAAUUUCAAAAUAAAAUAUUUCAAUAUUUGUUUGUAUUACUUUUCAGUAUAUAUAUACAUGGUUUUCUUUAUGGAUUUAACAAUGGUAUAUCCUGCUGAAUUGAUUUGACUUAUUAAGUUUUAAUUUAUAUAUUUUCCUCUCAAAAGUACUUGUACUCAUAUUACGGAGUAAGUUUUAAGUUAAUGUGCAGUGUACUUAGUUGUACCUUGUACUUGGUAUUGUAAGGUUAAAUAUAAUUUACUGUCCAUUUUUUGGCCAGCUUGGUGCCAUCAAUUUGGCAGCACAAUAUUUUUAAUGUUCCUAUAACUUUACUAUUUAGGAAGACAAAUUGUACAUGGAGUUGAUUUAUAUUGAGCUAAGUUAUUACAAAUACUUCUAGAUGAAAAAUAUUACUUACAAACUACUUAGACAUUUUGAGGUAAACAUAAAUUACUCUACUUUCAUGUUAGAAUUAAUCACUAAUGUUCUAUUUUUUGGAUAUCUAAUGAUUAUGUUGGUAAUCAUAAAAAAAAUUAAGCAAAUGGUGUUCUAAAGAAGUAAAUUUUUAGUUUAAUUUUUCAAGAUAGUUUUAAGUUUAUUUUAUAUGUUAAUAAAGUGUGUUUGUUUAA
Messenger RNA from Homalodisca vitripennis (glassy-winged sharpshooter), 1374 nucleotides. RefSeq names its product c-Myc-binding protein-like. The coding region runs from base 212 to 625 and encodes 137 amino acids. Lineage: Eukaryota; Metazoa; Arthropoda; Insecta; Hemiptera; Cicadellidae. Gene Ontology annotation, molecular function: transcription coactivator activity. The transcript is spliced from 3 exons. Gene Ontology annotation, biological process: regulation of DNA-templated transcription. Gene Ontology annotation, cellular component: nucleus. The record is from RefSeq and is a predicted model, not a curated record.